This is a messenger RNA of Pedinophyceae sp. YPF-701, 558 nucleotides long. The record is from the annotation of a GenBank genome assembly. NCBI's taxonomy places the organism in Eukaryota, Viridiplantae, Chlorophyta, Pedinophyceae.
AUGAUCAACCCGCCGAUGGUGCACGGCGUCGCCACCCCGGACACGACUCUGCGGCCGCACGUCGGCCUGCUCGCGGCGGCCCGGGGCGACGGCGUCGUGUGCCUGUACGAUGGGGACCUCGGCCAGCGGACCUCGAGGCGGGCGAAGAAGAGGGGCACGUCCAGGUCUCAGGGCGCGGCUGCCGAGCCGGCGGGCCCGCGCCUGCACGCCGCGGACGACGGACGUAUCGCUGUGCUCAGCUCGCCCGGCGCGGGGGGGCACACGCGGGCCGCGUCGUGCGUUGCGUUCCUGCCCGGUGCUGGCGAGGCCGACGCGGCGCCGUGGGUGGUGUCCGGGGGCGAGGACCGGCAGGUGCUGGCGUGGGACUGCAGUGCGGUGGUCGCGGACGCGUGCGCGGGCCCGCCAGGCGAGGCCAGUUUUGGGGGGUUGGUGCCUCACGUGCGCGGCAAGGCCAGGGGGAAGGUCAACUGGGUGGGCGGUUCGGUGGGCGCGGACGGGCGCAUACGCGUCGUUGUGUGCACCACGGCGAGCGCCGUCGAAGUGCUGACGGCGAGGUGA